Canariomyces notabilis is the source of this 504-nucleotide messenger RNA. RefSeq lists its product as uncharacterized. The transcript is spliced from 2 exons. The record is from RefSeq and is a predicted model, not a curated record. Bases 1 to 504 code for a protein of 167 amino acids. NCBI's taxonomy places the organism in Eukaryota, Fungi, Ascomycota, Sordariomycetes, Sordariales, Chaetomiaceae.
AUGUAUUCUCUCUGGCUCUACGUGGGCAUCAUUGCGAGUGGUGUCCUCGGCCAGAUCACACUGACACCCACAACGGUCCGCACCGGCCGGCCGGGGCUUCCCACCGUGACCGUCAGCGCAACCGUGACAGAAACCGCAACCGAAACCAGCACCGUGACCAAGACGGAAAGCUACAUCCGCAACGUGACCGUCACGGCCACUGCCACCGUCACCAGUGUCAGCACCACCACACGCACCGCCACCAGCGUCAGCACCGCGACCGUCACCAGUGUGUCGACGGUGACCAAGCCGUGCCCGGCCCCCUGCCCGACCAUCACAAGCACGGCGACAGCCUGCGGAACCUGCCUCGUGCCCCAGUGCACGACCACCUCGGUCAUCACGCGCCCCUGUGGUUGUGAGGGUGCCUUGCCGACCGCGACGGUUGCGUUCCCGUGCAGUGACAGGGACUCAUGCAACAAGAUUGGGUGCAAGACGGUGUACAAUGUGCGGACGGCCGCUUGCUAG